CAGGUGGACGAUGGACAGUGAGAUGGACAGUGAGACGGACAGGUGGACGAUGGACAGUGAGACGGACAGGUGGACGAUGGACAGUGAGAUGGACAGGUGGACGAUGGACAGUGAGACGGACAGGUGGACGAUGGACAGUGAGACGGACAGGUGGACGAUGGACAGGUGGAUGAUGGACAGUGAGAUGGACAGGUGGACGAUGGACAGUGAGAUGGAGAGGUGGACGAUGGACAGUGAGAUGGACAGGUGGACGAUGGACAGUGAGACGGACAGGUGGACGAUGGACAGUGAGAUGGAGAGGUGGACGAUGGACAGUGAGACGGACAGGUGGACGAUGGACAGUGAGACGGACAGGUGGACGAUGGACAGUGAGACGGACAGGUGGACGAUGGACAGUGAGAUGGACAGGUGGAUGAUGGACAGUGAGAUGGACAGGUGGACGAUGGACAGUGAGACGGACAGGUGGACGAUGGACAGGUGGAUGAUGGACAGUGAGAUGGACAGGUGGACGAUGGACAGGUGGAUGAUGGACAGUGAGAUGGACAGGUGGACGAUGGACAGUGAGAUGGAGAGGUGGACGAUGGACAGUGAGAUGGACAGGUGGACGAUGGACAGUGAGACGGACAGGUGGACGAUGGACAGUGAGAUGGAGAGGUGGACGAUGGACAGUGAGAUGGACAGGUGGACGAUGGACAGUGAGACGGACAGGUGGACGAUGGACAGUGAGAUGGAGAGGUGGACGAUGGACAGUGAGACGGACAGGUGGACGAUGGACAGUGAGAUGGACAGGUGGACGAUGGACAGUGAGAUGGACAGGUGGACGAUGGACAGUGAGACGGACAGGUGGACGAUGGACAGUGAGAUGGAGAGGUGGACGAUGGACAGUGAGAUGGACAGGUGGACGAUGGACAGUGAGACGGACAGGUGGACGAUGGACAGUGAGAUGGACAGGUGGACGAUGGACAGUGAGACGGACAGGUGGACGAUGGACAGUGAGAUGGACAGGUGGAUGAUGGACAGUGAGAUGGACAGGUGGACGAUGGACAGUGAGACGGACAGGUGGACGAUGGACAGUGAGACGGACAGGUGGACGAUGGACAGGUGGAUGAUGGACAGUGAGAUGGACAGGUGGACGAUGGACAGUGAGAUGGAGAGGUGGACGAUGGACAGUGAGAUGGACAGGUGGACGAUGGACAGUGAGAUGGACAGGUGGAUGAUGGACAGUGAGAUGGACAGGUGGACGAUGGACAGUGAGAUGGAGAGGUGGACGAUGGACAGUGAGAUGGACAGGUGGACGAUGGACAGUGAGAUGGAGAGGUGGACGAUGGACAGUGAGAUGGACAGGUGGACGAUGGACAGUGAGAUGGACAGGUGGACACUGCGCCGUCUGACUUCUGGAGAAAACUUUGAUUUCUUCAACACCGUCUUGGUUUUAGUCAGAGACCCUUUCUUGUUUCAGAGACCCUUUCAUCUCCAUGGGAACCAUUGGGCUCCGAAACACCGGGAGGGCCUAGCCCCGCCUUCAAAGCGCAGCUCCACCCCCACUCAGCUCCUUCAGACUAGCCAGCAGCAAUUAGCAAACAGCUGCUGAGCUCCUUGCUAAAAACGUUAAAGAGCUAAAGGGGAGCCAUGUUGGGACGACUUUCUUCAGGCGGAGCUUCAGAGAGAGCAGGAGCUUCUUAAAGACACAGAGACCCAAUUUCAAUUAGUUAAAACUAGAAGUCACGUUUCUUUAAAGUCAUAUUAUAUUUAGCAUUUUUACAACUGAAAGUAACAUUGUUACAAAACGGCAGUAAGGGCCUUAACAUCCAUGAUAUCGCCCUUUUAAUGAUUUAAAGACAGUUUAAAUCAACAUAUUAUAUUAUUGAUUAAUAAAUGUUAGGUGGUUCUGCCUGCCAUGUUUUUGAGGCUUAAUAUCCUGAAACUCACAUCAUUAUCAUGAGAUUUUUGUCAUUUUGCUUAUUAAAUAUGAGAAUGGUUAUUUUUAAAUGUUGAACUGCUUCACAAUAUUUGUCUGUUUUGCAGCAGUUUUGACUAUCAGGCUGACUUCCUGUUUCCUGUUGCUGCCGAUCUCCUGACCUAGCUGUGUUUCAGAAACACUCACUUCCCGUUUGGUUUAAAUUCAAAAAGAAGAAAAGCUGAUUAUGCACCAGGUUAAUUUAUCUCAGCUGACUGACAGGACAGGUUCAUGGAAGUGUAAUAAAUGAAGGUGAUCUUUGAC
Messenger RNA from Poeciliopsis prolifica (blackstripe livebearer), 2221 nucleotides. RefSeq lists its product as uncharacterized. The record is from RefSeq and is a predicted model, not a curated record. NCBI's taxonomy places the organism in Eukaryota, Metazoa, Chordata, Actinopteri, Cyprinodontiformes, Poeciliidae. The transcript has 3 exons. The coding region runs from base 11 to 1591 and encodes 526 amino acids.